Molecule: messenger RNA, 4807 nt
Organism: Lacerta agilis (Sand lizard)
Lineage: Eukaryota; Metazoa; Chordata; Lepidosauria; Squamata; Lacertidae
Gene: CFB
Product: complement factor B
Exons: 37
Coding region: 92-4786 (1564 amino acids)
Biological process (GO): proteolysis; complement activation
Cellular component (GO): extracellular region
Molecular function (GO): serine-type endopeptidase activity
Source: RefSeq, a predicted model, not a curated record
ACGUUUCCCGGCAGCAGCGGGGAUUUCCCGAUCUGCAGCGCUUGCCUGGGAGGCAGGAGGGGACGCGGGGCUCCUCGGACGCGGCUGCACCAUGACGGCGCCUCUCCUCCUCGCUGCCCUCCUCGCCCUCUUGCCAGCCGUAGCUACACAAGAACCGGCCCUCGAUGCAACUCCAUCGUGCCCAGAGUCUGUGUCUGUUCGAGGUGGCACCGUGUCACUCUCAGACGGGUUUCGCCCAGGAAGCAUCCUCACCUAUUCCUGCCCAGAUGGCAGCUAUCCGUAUCCAACCCGAAGCCGGAUCUGCCAAUCAGAUGGGAAGUGGACACCGAUGCGUUCCUCCGGCAAAAGUCCCGUCAGCCAAGCACAGUGUCGAAAGAUAAGCUGUCCUCCGCAGAGGUCCUUUGAAAAUGGCUCCUUUGGCCCGCGGCGAGGCUUCCAUCCUGUGGGUGCCAUCCUCAGCUUUGAGUGUUCGGAUGGAUACCAGCUCCUGGGUUCCUCCAGGCGGCACUGCCUGCCCAAUGGACGCUGGAACGGAACUUCUCCAGUUUGUGAUGAUGGAGCGGGGCACUGCCCAAGCGUUGCCAUCCCGCCGGGGGCAAUUGCUACUGGGGGGCGCAACCGUCUUGGCGACCGGGUCUCCUUCCAGUGUCAGAGCGGCCUGGACUUGGUGGGGUCUUCCCAGCGGGUCUGCACUCCAGAGGGUGAAUGGUCAGGAGCUGAGCCAAGUUGUAGAGCCCCCUAUUCUUACGAUAGGGCUGAAGACGUCAGAGCUGAAUUUGGAGCCUCGUUUACUGAAGUUUUGAGCGAUGUGUCAUCCUCUGGUCCUGACCCAUCUGAGACCACUGCAGGUGAGUCUGAGCCCCGAUGUAGUUUCUGUAGGCCAAGCUGGGACUCGGAGCAGAGACAGAGAGUCACAUACAGCUCCUCAUUAGGACGACGGCUCAUACUCUCCAAAGACAGUUUCCUAUAUGUCUACUUUCUUGUGGAUGCAUCUCACAGCGUAACUGAAACCAACUUCAACAUCUCUAAGCAGUGUCUGGAGGUCAUAAUCACCAGGAUUGCCAGCUUUGAUGUUCCCAUCAGGUUCUCUGUAAUCUCUUACGCCAGCCGACCCAAGACCAUUGUCAACAUUCAGGAUGAUAUAGCUGAAGAUACGGAAAUCGUUAUUGAGAAGAUUCAAAAUGAGAUGAACUACAAAGACCAUGGCAACGCAACAGGAACCAACAUUCAAGAUGCCCUCGACUCCGUGUACCAGAUGAUGAUUAAUGAGAAGGAGUUUACCAAAGUGUCGUGGGACAAAAUCCGCCACGCCGUCAUUCUGUUCACAGACGGGAAGUCCAACAUGGGAGGUUCCCCCACAAAGGCUGUACGCAGUAUAGAAGACUUUUUGAAUGUGAGAGCAAACAGGAAAGACUACCUGGAUAUCUAUGCUUUCGGAGUUGGAACCGUCGACGUAGACUGGAGCGCCAUGAAUGAGAUAGCAUCCAAAAAGCCGGGCGAGAGGCACGCCUUCAAGUUGAACGACCUUAAGGAAUUGAAGGCAGCCUUUGAAGAUGUCCUGGAUCCCAGAGAUCUUCAUGAUAUAUGUGGCUUGGCGAACAACUCUGACAGCGCUAGCUGGGAGCAGAAGAAUCCGUGGCACGUUCUCCUCCACUACAACACACUGACAGAACCUUCUUGUCGGGGCGCCUUGAUUUCAAAGACGUGGGUCUUAACGUCCGCUCACUGCUUCAGCAAAUUCAACGACACAGCAGGAUGGAUCGUCAUUCUGGAAAAAGGUGCAAAAGGUAGAGGAGGGACCAGAUUGCGAAUAAAGAGGCGGAUCGACCACGAAUUGUUCAACGUGAAAGCCAAGGUGGCUCAGGGGAUCCAGGAAUUCUACGACUAUGAUCUCUCCUUACUCGAACUGGAGAAACCCGUGCAGUUUGGCGGGAGAAUCAGGCCAAUCUGUCUUCCUUGCACGGAAGGUGCCAACAGAGCCCUGAAGAUGAAGCCAGGCGCCACAUGCAAGGACCACGAGCUGCAGUUGCUGAGUUUGGAGGAAGUGGAUGCCCAGUUCGUAUCCUUGGACAACAAGAGGAUGGGAGUACAGAUCAAGACAAGGAGAAGUCGCCCAACGUGCAUUUCCGCAGCUCUUCAAGACAAGAAAAUGUUUUCCGAAGGAACUGAUGCCUCUGAAGUGGUGACGGACAGAUUCCUGUGUAGUGGAGGAGGGAGAGCUGUCGAGGCUGCCACUUGCAAAGGUGAAUCCGGAGGAUCAUUAUUCGUGGAACGGAGGGAGAGACUCUUCCAAGUGGGCGUAAUCAGCUGGGGCACAUAUAACCCUUGUGAAAAGAAGAGAAAGAAGAAGAAAGAUGGGAGAAGAAGAUGGAAACAUUUGGGUUCAGACAUCAUGUUGCUGGACUGCAGCGGUGCUGCCCAAACAGAAGCUGCUAGGAGGCAGGAAGAGAACCAAGGAGGGAGAACCAGAAAUGCAGCUUUUGGACCAGCUGUUCUGCAUUCUCAUUGCCUGGGGGCAUUUUAUACAGAUGCAGCUGAUUAUGCCUGUGACCCCCAAACAGCUGAGAUUGCUGGGGGCCGGUACACAGCACUGGAAAACGGCACUGUGCUGAAAUAUGAGUGCCCAGAUGGGAAAUACCCAUACCCUACAGACUACCGGUUUUGCCAGUACGAUGGGACAUGGAGCCCCAUGCGGAAUGCACUGAAAAGUCCCGUCUCCAAGGCCAGUUGCCGAAACAUCACCUGCUUCAGGCCUCUGGAUUUCGAAAAUGGCCUGUAUGAGCCCCGCCAGAGGUCCUACAGUGUAGGCCAGGAACUGAGGUUCGAGUGCUACCAGGGUUACACGCUGCGGGGGUCACAAAAUCGCACCUGCCUCCCCAAUGGGAAAUGGAGUGGAGAGACAACCAUAUGCGAUGAUGGGGCGGGCCACUGCCCCAACCCUGGCAUCCCCAUUGGUGCCCAGAAAGAUGGCACCCAAUAUCGAAUUGAAGAUCGAGUCCGCUACAGUUGUGACAGAGGACUCGCUUUUGUGGGAUCCAAAGAGCGGAUUUGCCAAGAAUCAGGAGCCUGGAGUGGAUCGGAACCGGAAUGUAGAAACCCCUUCACCUUUGAUACUCCAGAAGAGGUCUCCUCCAAGUUCAUCUCAUCCCUCACUGAAGUGGUUGAGUCUGCAGAUUCCAACAGAAAUAUUUCUGCUACAGGGAAGCGUAAAAUCAAGAUUGAGGUUGAUGGCUCAAUGAAUAUCUACAUUGUCCUUGAUGCCUCCCGAAGUAUUGGUCGGCCAACAUUUCAGAAAGCUCGGGAUGCAAUCAUCAAGUUCAUCGAGAAGAUAUCCAGCUAUGACACUUUCCCUCGGUAUGGCAUCGUCACCUUUGCCACCCACAGCAAAGAGGUUUUGAGUACGACCAACGCAAAGAGCAAUGAUGCUUCAUGGGUGAUUGAGCAGCUGGAGGCCAUGAAAUAUAAUGAACACAAGCUAAAGCCUGGAACCAACAUUUACAAAGGUCUGGAUGCUGUCUAUAAGAUGAUGAUCAACCAGCAAGAGGACCAGCUGAGGGAGGGGUUGGAUCCUGCUCCUAUUGCCACCACCACCCGCCAUGUUAUCCUCCUCUUGACUGACGGAGACUACAACAUGGGAGGGACCCCUGUUCCUGUCAUUGGGAGAAUCAAAGAGUUCCUCGGUAUUCCCGGCCAGCCCGCUCGUAAUGACUUCCUGGACGUUUACAUCUUUGGUAUCGGGACCAUGGUCGCUAUAGAGAAUGUGAACGCCUUGGCAUCUCAGAAGCCGGGCGAAAGACACGUCUUCAAGCUCAAAGACUACGAUGAAGUACGGGAUGCUUUCGAAGAAAUGAUUGAUGAGAGUCAGGUUCUGUCCAUGUGUGGCUUAGCCAAGGAACACACGCAAGCGAGGGACCAAGAGAAGAAUCCCUGGCACGUCACAAUCAGCAUCCGGCGUGCUGGAAGGGGAUUUGAACACUGCAAAGGAGCCCUUGUCUCCGAGUAUUACGUCUUGACAGCGGCCCACUGCUUCACCAUAAAUGACAAAGCUGAGGAGAUCCAAGUCAAGUUAGGUGAGAAUCAGCGCUUUGAAGUGGCUGCAGUCCGAUCACACCCACUGUACCAGAUUGGGAAGCUAGAAGAUCGUGGAAUCCGUGAAUUCUAUGAUUAUGAUGUCGCCCUGGUGAAACUCGCCAAAAAAGUCACACCCUCUGUUUCUGCAAGGCCAAUCUGCCUCCCCUGUACGGCUGGGACCACCCGAGCUCUGAGGAAGCCCCACCCACAGACCACCUGCAGAAAUCAUGAGGAAUUGCUCCUGACCAUUGGGAACGUCCCGUCGUUUUUUGUGACCGACUGUAAACACGAGCACGAACAGGGCAACGGGCUGUCUCGCAGGACAGUGAAAAUCAGGAAUAGUGAAAAGAAAAUUGGUUGCGAAGCAGACGCCAAGAAAGCCUCCUAUUACGAAAACGUCACGGAUGUCUCCCAGGUGGUGACUGAACGCUUCUUAUGCACAGGGGGCGCCGACCCUGAAGUGGACCCCAACACUUGCAAAGGAGAUUCUGGUGGUCCCCUCAUCAUUCCUAAAAGGCAGCGAUACAUCCAGGUGGGCGUGAUCAGCUGGGGCGUGGUUGACGUUUGUAGAAACAAGAAACUGCCUGUCUGCGAAACUGGCCGUAAUCGUCACGAGAUGUCCCCUGCCUACGCUAGGGAUUUCCACAUCAACCUCUUCAAGGUCUUGCCUUGGCUCAAGGAAGAGCUCCGGGAGGAGGGACUGGAUUUCCUGUAGAUUUUUCUCCCCAAUUCCCCA